Toxorhynchites rutilus septentrionalis is the source of this 2206-nucleotide messenger RNA. RefSeq names its product syntaxin-7 (gene Syx7). The record is from RefSeq and is a predicted model, not a curated record. Gene Ontology annotation, cellular component: synaptic vesicle; SNARE complex; membrane. The transcript is spliced from 6 exons. Gene Ontology annotation, molecular function: SNARE binding; SNAP receptor activity. Gene Ontology annotation, biological process: intracellular protein transport; vesicle fusion; vesicle-mediated transport. The coding region runs from base 452 to 1273 and encodes 273 amino acids. Lineage: Eukaryota; Metazoa; Arthropoda; Insecta; Diptera; Culicidae.
UACGGGACUCCCAGCUGUGCUGUCAACUUCUGUUCCAGCUGCAAAAUAGUGUUUUUGGUGCUACAUUGGCGAAAAAAUAAUUUAUUUGCGUUGUGUCAUACGCGGUUUCUGCAAAUCCUGCAUUGUGCAAAUCCGUGGUCAAUGGAUUGACGUUACUCGUAAUAAUUAAGAUUAGUUGGGUGCAUUUGGGUUGCGAGAAAGUUGCAUGUGUAUUGUUAUUUUCUGUAGAUUCUUUCCACCCACAUAAAGAACUUUGUGCAGAGGGAAACAACGUAAGUGCAAAGUGAUGUGAGUUCAAAGUUUCCCAACAACACUUUUUCUCGACACUAGCCAAAUUGGCUGUAAGAACAAACGAAACUCGCAAUCAAACCCAUGUGUUAGAAAUUCUUCAGAUCAGAAUAACUGAUUGCCUUUUCUUCAAACAGCGAUAUCUGUUGAAAAACCGAAGAAGAUGAGUUAUUCGUCGUUCGAAAACAAUGGAACUGGAUCUGCUCCAGUCACCAAUGAGGCUGAUUUUCAGAAGUUGGCACAGAGCAUUGCAACUAGCAUCCAGAAAAUUCUUCAAAAUGUUUCCUCCAUGCAACGAAUGGUGAACCAAUUUGGGACGGCGCAAGAUUCACCAGAAUUGAAACAACAGCUUCAUCAGAUUCGAACUUACACACAGCGCCUGAUCACCGAUACGACUAAUUUGCUAAAUGACUUAGUUAAUUGCAAGGAACGUCAUUUGAAGAUUCAACGGGAUCGGUUGGUGGAUGAGUUCACAGCUGCGCUGACGGCAUUCCAGUCGGUUCAACGGAAAACGGUUGAUUUGGAGAAGAAUGCAAUUCGCCAGGCAAGAAGUGCCAAUGUGGCACUUAAUAAACCGCCUGGGUCAAACCAUUCCAGCAUGGGCACUUACACGGCAGCAUCCACAUUCGAGGACAAUUUCGUGAACGGAAACCAGCGGGGGCAGACACAGGAACAGCUCCAGGAGGAAAUUGAUUUACAGGCAUUGGAGAAUCAGGAACGAACGAUCCGAGAGUUGGAGGAAAACAUUCUCAGUGUGAACGAAAUUUACAAAAAGCUGGGGGCAUUAGUUUACGAACAGAGUCAUCAAGUUGAUUCCAUCGAAGCAUCGGUCGAACAAGCGAGCGUUUUCGUAUCGGAAGGAGUGCAGCAACUUAAGCAGGCCAGUCAUUAUCAGAACAGAGCUCGCAAGAAGAAGCUAAUCUUGGCCCUGAUAGCGGCUGCAAUCUUGGCCGUUAUAAUACUGCUGAUCAUCAUACGAAACUAGAAACGUAAGUCCGGAAGAAGGAUGAGGCAGGAAACUUCAUUUAUAACGGCGGACUCUUCAAAGUGGUAUGGAUCUGUUAUUUUUUUCGUUUUGAAACUAUUGUCUCAAUGCUGCUCCGUAGUUCAGUCGGUUUUAUGUUGUACACCAAUUUUCUGCAGAGAUGAUGAGAUGAUAUAUUUAGGCCGAAUUGUACCUAUAGCGGAUAGCGGAGGAUACAUCUUGUGGAUAGUUACGGAUUAUUCGAGGUCAGAAGGGAUUAAAUUUAAAACAUUCGCUUAUUGAUAAUGUUUCUGCUAUGAAAAACUAUGGGAAAGACAUGUAACUCUCCUCAAAUCAAACCCCAUUCCAACAAUUUGGGACUUUCAAUGUUUCUUCAGGCCAGCAUCAAAAAUUGUUUGCAUCGAUCGCUUAUCGGAUUUUCAACGUUAAAUGUCGAAUGCAUCUAUUUAUCGGAUGUUGAUUAUUUUUGUUAACAAACCCUGUUAUUUUGUAAUCACUUAUCACUGGAGUAAUUAUGUGUCCUCUUUGCGUUGGAACACUUUGAUGUGUUGGGUCCCAGAAAACAAAAACAAAAAUAGAAAUAAUAUCAGAGGAAGCAAUUCCAAAUAUUUUAAUCAGGCAAAGUGCAGCAUUGAGGGUAUCUUUAUAGUAAAUAGAUUACAAAACAACACUUUCGUAGUAGUGAUAUGCGCAGCAACAUUCUAUUUUAUCGAUCAAUACACAUGAGUUGAUAUUAAAUACCUACUUAGGAUUAUUUAUUAUUUACAUAAAAAAAUACUUUGUAAAUUUCUAAGAGUACUGUAUCUAUAUCUAUAUCUACAACAAUUGUUUGGCGCGAAGCAGUCGAAGUACAUGUGGGUGAGAUAUGAUCAAAUGAAAAUAGAAAUUUUGAGAGUAUAAAAUAAAGAAUGUCCAUAUGAAAUAUGAAAUAGA